Molecule: messenger RNA, 2187 nt
Organism: Solanum pennellii
Lineage: Eukaryota; Viridiplantae; Streptophyta; Magnoliopsida; Solanales; Solanaceae
Exons: 2
Coding region: 1-2187 (728 amino acids)
Source: RefSeq, a predicted model, not a curated record
AUGAGGUUGUUCAGCCGGAGCCUGUGCGGUGAGGCCCUGGAAUGGUUCACGUCGCACGAGACUCGACAAUGGCCCAGUUGGAGUGCACUGGCUAAAGAUUUCAUGGACAGAUAUGCAUACAACGUCGAGAUAGUCCCUGAUCGGUACUCCUUGGAGAAGAUUAAGCAGAAGCCCACAGAAAGCUAUCGAGAGUUCGCGUACAGGUGGAGGAGAGAGGCAGCGAGGGUGAGGCCUCCGAUGACAGAGAAAGAGAUUGUAGAGGUAUUCGUGCGGGUGCAGGAGCCCGAGUAUUAUGACAGAGUCAUCUUAUUAAUCGGCGCCAAGUUCGCCGAGAUAGUCAAAGUGGGUGAGACUAUCGAAGAUGGCCUGAAGUCGGGAAAGAUAGCCCGAGUGUCUGCGUCGCCUGGAUCUUCCGGACUUGUGAGGAAGAAGAGAGAGGAGGUUGCUGCUAUCUCAUACGGGGGAAGAAAGGUCCCCAGGAAUUUACCACGUCCCCAAAACGGCUCCAACCCUCCAUCAAAGCCUCAUCAAGCCCACCGUCCACAAUCAAAUCAUUCCGGCCACUACAAUCCUGCCCCCACUUAUCCAGAUGCCAAGAUUUUAUCCUAUCAGAAUCCACCCCCAAUUCCCCAAAAUUUUCCCUCCCUCCCAGCUGCGCUAAUGUACAGCCAAGCUAUCGAGCACCGUCCCCCGCGUAUCAAAUACAAACCCCAGCAUAUCAAAGCCCCCAUCCAAAUUACCAAGCCCCAAUGCCAAACUAUCAAACAAAUCCCUACCCCAGAACCCAAGCUCCACGACCAAACACCCGCAGUUACCAACAAGUCCCCCCCCCCUCAGCAGAGCGGGUAUGAUCCCCCUCGCCCCAGGUUUGAGAAGAAGCCCUCCAGAAGCUUCACCGCGUUGGCUGAAAGCAGAACCAAGCUGUUCGAAAGAUUGUCUGCGGCCGGAUACAUCCACCCUGUGGGGCCCAAGCCCGUGGAUGUCAACUCCAGAUUCUACAGACCAGAGCAGAGAUGUGCUUAUCAUUUCAACUGUGUUGGACAUGAUACCGAAGAUUGUAUUAAUCUCAAGCACAAGAUCCAGGACUUGAUCGACCAAGAAGUGGUCUCCCUUCAGCCUGCGGCGCCGAACGUCAACACCAAUCCAUUGCCAAAUCAUGGGGGUGGAAACACCAACAUGAUAGAAACAGACGAAGAUGAGCGUGAGGCUAAGAGGAUUACUUCUGUUGUUCAGGAAGACUUGGAAAAGGCUGUCGCUUCUUUAAGCAUCAAGGAAAAGGGAGAGUUCGUCAUUCUGACACCUGCAAAGGCUGUUGCCUUGGUGCCCUCAAAGACUCUCGCCAAACCCAAGUUUGUGAUAGAAACGGCCGCGGCUCAAGGCAUGACUAGAUCUGGCAGAUGUUACACUCCUGACGAGCUUGCUCUCGGAGGACAAAAGAAAGAUCAUGCUAAGAGACCCAUAAGUGAAGCAGAAGCCGAGGAGUUCUGGAGAAGAAUGCAGCCUAAAGACUACUCCAUCGUUAAGCACUUGGAGAAGACUCCAGCCCAGAUUUCUGUGUGGGCCCUGCUGAUGAGCUCCUGGUCCCACAGACAGGCUUUGAUGAAGGCCUUGGAUGACACAUAUGUGCCCUCGGGUACGAGCAGCGAAAAUGUAGCUGCUAUGAUUCACCAACUCAUUCGGGGACACCGCAUCAGUUUCUGCGAUGAUGAAUUGCCGGCCGAAGGGAGGGCCCAUAACAAAGCUCUUCACAUCACCGUGAUAUGCCGCGGAAAGGUCAUCAACCGCGUUUUGGUAGACGAUGGAUCUGGUUUGAACAUAUGCCCCCUGUCCACACUGAAGCAGCUGAGGUAUGACCUCGGCAAGUUGGAGCAAAACCAGGUCAAUGUGAGAGCAUUCGACGGUGUGCAGAGAGACACGUUAGGAGCGGUGAACUUGACCAUCCAGAUGGGCCCCGCGGAGUUCGAGGCAAAGUUCCAGGUGUUGGAUAUCGACACCAGCUAUAACCUCCUUUUGGGAAGGCCAUUCAUUCACCUGGCUGGAGCCGUCCCCUCCACUCUCCACCAAAUGAUGAAACUGGUGUGGAAAAAUGAAGAACUGGUUAUUCAUGGUGAAAAGGGCCACUCAGGAAAGCAGGUGCCGGUCUUGGACGAGACGCCGCAAGGUUCGGACUUCUACACGGUGGAGUAG